UCAUAAAAUGUGAUUGAUGCACAAACAGCCACCAAAGUGCUUUUAUUUUGACAUGAAGUACUAUGGAGUACAGGCAGCGGGAGAGGAUGGUUGUCUUGACGCUUGACAUUCUGACGUACGCUGGAGCGUCUAUCAUCGACAGUGCAGCUAUUCAAGCAUCAUGGCGGAGGAGGCUAAGCUAAGCUGUUACGAUGGCAGCCAUGUAGACAAUUUUGAGUUCUACCUGCAACACUCGGGCGAACACGAAGCCAUUCUCCAUUUCCUCAUGAAACACUUGCAGGAAGAAUUCAAAAGAAUUGCAGCAGGCAAAAGUGUCCUGGCUGUUCUCGGUGUGGGAAGUGGUGGAGGUCAAGUGGAUGUCCAGAUGCUGUCUCUCAUGCAGUCCACUUUCUCCGCUCUUCCCAUCACUGCUGACAUCGUGGAAGGAAGCACCGAACUGGUUGCCAAAUUCAAAGGUUUGGUGAUGAAGACUGAUAACCUUCAGAAGAUUCCAUUCGUUUGGCAUACCAUGCCAAGUGAGGAGUAUAUAGAGAAAGCCAAGGGAAGAGGAGACGUGAAGACAUUUGACUUCAUACACAUGAUCCAGAUGCUGUACUAUGUGGACGACUUGACAGAAACAAUCAAAUUCUACCACAGCCUUCUGAACAAGAAUGGCAGGCUCAUGAUCAUCAUAGAAAGCGCCACUUCAGGCUGGGACACCCUAUGGAGGACUUUCCCAAAAGAGUUGUGCAAUGAGAUGCUCCCCGAGUAUCAUUCAUCUUCAGACGUCUUGGCCUCCCUGAAGAGUCUGGGUCUGAAAUACGAGGAGCAUUGCAUCCCCAACACCUUUGACAUCACUGAGUGCUUCGAUCCAAACAGCAAGACUGGACAACGUCUGAUUAGUUUCAUGACAGGCAGAGAACAUUUCUACCAGUCGUUCACACCACAAAUAAGAGCUGAAAUACUAAACCUUCUCAGGAGCAGGUGUGGCACAGAAAAAGAGGGCAAAGUGUAUUUCAACAGCAACCUGAGCUGUAUAUUUGUUCACGCUUGAACCUGUUUCGCUCUGAUUAUCACUAAUCCACUAAACUGACCAUGUACUCAAAUGCUAUUAAAAAUAAUUUGCAGAAUUUAUUUUAGCGCUGCGACGAUUAAUCAACAAUCCAGUUAAUCGACAACUAAAAGCGAUACUACAAAUAGCUAUGGCUGUUGCUGUCCAGCAAAGGCCAUAUCAACUUGCUACCUGCUACAUUUUCUUGUGUGAAGUAAAAUUGUAAUUUGCAGUAACCAUCA
Molecule: messenger RNA, 1272 nt
Organism: Doryrhamphus excisus (bluestripe pipefish)
Lineage: Eukaryota; Metazoa; Chordata; Actinopteri; Syngnathiformes; Syngnathidae
Product: histamine N-methyltransferase-like
Molecular function (GO): N-methyltransferase activity
Source: RefSeq, a predicted model, not a curated record